AUGUGGAUAGUUGUACUAUUUGAAGACGACAGCACAUUAGCUGCUGUGCCUGCAUUUUGGUAUAAAGAUGGCUUCUGUGCAUGGCCCAACAGCAAAAUUAGUAAAAAUAUAGAAAAAAGAUGUGCACCAAAUGAGAUAGAAUUCUCCAGUUAUAAGGCAAAAAUAUUAUAUGAGCAUGUUGGAAAUUAUUUAGAAGCUCGUACUUUGGCUCAGGAGAAUUCAGAGGCAUCAUCAUGCGAUAACUUAUAUGAGGAUAUGCGCUUAAAAAAGAAGAAAAACUCAAGAUUUGUGUCGUCUAAAAACCAAACAAGGCUUCUUUCUCCACCACUAAUCGAUUCUGAAGAUUCUGAGAAUAAUGAUUCUGAGAAAGAUGUUGAUAAAAAUUAUAAGCCUUUUCCAGAUGAUGAUUUUACUCGUGAAAUUUCAUCUAGUUCAACAAAAAACAAAAAAUUUAAAGUCUUUCACAAAACUGGAUCAUUUACAGCUCAUGACCAAAGUUCAACUUCCAAACUAUCCCAGCAUCAAACAACACCGACAUAUUAUGUAAACCACUCACCUGAAUCAUCAAGAUCGUAUCAGUCUACACCAAAAGCUCAGUUGACUGAACCAUUUCAAAAUAAAGACAAACGUCAUCAGGCAUCUAAUUUUGAAUAUGAUCAUAACUCACCUGAAUCAUCAAGAUCAUAUCAGUCUACACCAAAAACUCAGUUAACUGAAUCAUUUAAAAAUAAAGACAAACGGCAUCAGGCAUCUAAUUUUGAAUAUGAUAAUGACCAAGGAUUCAAAAAGUUUAUAUCCAGGUCUAUGACCAACAUGAAGUACGAAAUUGAAUCUGUUAACAAACGUCUUGAUUCUUUUUACUCAUUAUUAGAAACAAUUAAUGAUAAGCUGAAUAGCAAUAAUGCAUUUUCUAAUUUGGAUAAUGUAUUUGAUAAUUAUGAAAAUGACAUAAUAUGCAUUGAUAACAAUGAUGACCUAGAAAAAUUGGAAGAUAAAUUAACCAAUGACCGACAAUAUAAAGCUUAUGUGAUUGUUUUGUUAACACGGUUGAUGGGAGACAGUUUAUCGGAGUCCGUAAGAAAAAUAAUGCAAAAAUUAUUUACAGAUAAUUUUUUGGCAAACUACUCUUUUAUAGGUUUUAAAGGCAAAAAAACAUUUUCCAACCUUCAGCAUUGUACAGUUAUAAUAGAUGCGAUUUUAAAAAUGAAAAAAUUUAAAGAUGUAUCAAUCAAAGAAAUAGAAAAGCCAAUAAAGAGUUGGAUGGCACAAGCUCCUUCAAGGAUAAAAAAAAAUGCAGAAAAAAUUGUUUAA
This is a messenger RNA of Macrosiphum euphorbiae (potato aphid), 1311 nucleotides long. The record is from the annotation of a GenBank genome assembly. Lineage: Eukaryota; Metazoa; Arthropoda; Insecta; Hemiptera; Aphididae.